UAUAUAUAUAUAUACAUAUAUCUACUUACACAUAUACACCCAUAUAUAUCCCUUCUCUGUUUCUCUCGAUAUUAUUGAACGGGUUAAGUUCGUCAGGGCGAGAAAAGAAAAAAAAAACAUUGUACGAGAAAGGUUAUAUAUAUAUAUUGUUUCUGUUUCUGUUUUACUCGGUUCUCAAAACGUGGCGCGUGAUUUUCUUCUAAAGAAACACACACGACAUACGUAUGUAAGUUUUGAGGUUAGGAAGAGUCAGACUUUUUCAUUCGUAAAUUUUUUCUCAUCGUAUUUUAUCAUUUCAAAUUAUUGCUCGAUUUAAUCUCGAUGUGUUUUAUUUAGAAGAAACAAAGUAGUGUUUGUUGUUACGCAAAGAGAAACUGCAGGUGUGUGUUGUUUAGUUUUUCAUAUUCGGACGCGCCCGCGCACAUGUUAGAAGGAAUAAAAGAGAGAGAGAGAGAGAGAGAAGGGUAGACAACAGAGAGGGUAGGUCAUCGUGUAGAGAGUAGUAGAGACGUCGCUUGAAUCGAAACACUGCAGCCUGGUGAGACUAAGACGAACGACAACGAGCAACGAAGACACCAUCAACAUCGAUAGAAACGAACUGAGUUUAAACGUUGAAGAAUUAACAGUGUGCGAGAGGAAGACAGAGAAAGCGAAAAGGGGUACACGACCGUUGGUUAUGUUCCAUUGGAAAGAAGAAGAGACUGAGAGAGACUUAAUGCCUUAGGAUAGAAGAAGAAAACAGCAACAUUCUAUAAGUCAUACCAAUGACGUAAGAUUUGAAAUCAAUCUUAACGGAACUAAAGCUAGAGGAGAAAGAAAUCUCUAAAGAUAUUACAUCAUAUUUUGGGUAAAAACUCGGAAACAAGGGUGAUAAGACACGUGACGUAUUUCCAGAAGAAAGCACAAAAGGGAAAACCUGAAAAAGAAGCGAAAAUGGGUGAAAAACGUGGUACGAAAGCUCUCGAGCUCUGGUGCAGACGAAUAACCGAGGGUUAUCCGGGUGUAAACGUACAGAACAUGACCACCUCCUGGCGAGAUGGACUUGCAUUUUGCGCCAUGAUUCAUCACUUUCGUCCCGACCUCAUCGAUUUCAACAGCCUUAACAAGGACGACGUCUACGGGAACAACGAGCUGGCAUUCAGAAUUGCCGAGCAACAUUUAGGAAUCCCCGCUCUUUUGGACGCCGAAGACAUGGCUUCCUGUUCCGUGCCCGAUCGAUUAUCGAUUCUAACCUAUCUCUCGCAAUUCUAUCAAACCUUCAAGGGAUCAUCUCCAAGCCGUUUAGCGACGAACAGAACAGUCGAAACAACGGAAGAAAGAAUCGCCCCGGUUCCAGAAUCACCAAAAACCAAGGUGGGGUCGCGUCUGGGAAUGCGUCGAGAUCCGUGCGCGUCGUGCGGACUUCCGGUGUUCCUUGCGGAGAAGCUGGUGAUCGGACACGCUGCUUACCACCGUACCUGCUUCCGUUGUGCCCGUUGUGGGCACCAAUUGAUGCCUGACAAUUAUUACGAGACCGAGGAGGGCCAGUAUUGCUGCGAGACCUGUCCCGACGAGGAGAGAACCUUUUUGUCGACAUCCACGUCUUCGUCGUUGUCUUUAUUGGCAAAUCGUCGUUUAGACAAUUUUAGCGACAAAAGUAACGGAGAACAAGAAGACGAAGAGGAGGAAGAAAAAGAAGAAGAAGAAGAGAUAGAAGAAGUUGAAGGUGGAGAGGUGGUUGUUGAACAGGUUGAAGAAGUUGAAGAAAAAGCGAAAAUGGCGGACAUAGUGGAUAACCGAGUUUCCGGUUACGGCCACCGAAGGUCUCUCAAUGAUGGGGAAAAAACUGAACGGAAAAUGGUAUUAGAAUUAAAGGACGAUGAGGAAGUCGUUCUUGCUAGGAAACGAUCGGUAGACGCACAGAUACCAGAUUUGAUAUCGCAGACCUCGCGAAUGAGGCUCGACUUUAUGGCGAGUCAAUUAUUCUCGGAGAAAAAUCUUGAAAACAGAGAGAAUGUUAAUAAUGAUGAUGAUGAUGAUGAUGAUGAUGUUGGUGAUGAUGUAGAUAGAACUGUGAAGAAGAUAUUUUCUGGAGAAAAUAAUGAAGAAUUAAGGGAGGAAGAUAAUGAUGAUGAUGAUGAUGAUGAUGAUGAUGAUGAUGAUGAUGAUGAUGAUGAUGAUGAUGAUGAUGAGAAUGAGGAAAAGGAUAAAAAGAAGAAGAAGGAAGACAUUCGUAUGGAGGAAUCGAUGAAUCUCGAUGACCGACCUCGACCAAGAUCGUCAAGUAUCGAAGAUACUACCAAGAAUUCCAAAGAGGAAGCCAAUCUGCUUCCAAAAUCGGAGUCAAUUAUUAUUACUUAUUCGAAUUACUCAGCGACGACACCUUCGCAAGAUGAAACGACGCUUUCGCUAAGUGAUUCGAAUAAAGUUCAAAUACCGUCCCCGCCUGUUAGAGCACACAGGAGGAACAAUGUGCCAAAGGAGGAUAUUGUUAAGGAUAUUGUUAAGAGUCCCAUAAAUGAGAGUAUCGAGUAUAGGGAUGAUAGUGGAAUUCAAGAUUCUAUAGUUGAUGAGUCUGUUGACAGCGUUACUUUCUUAACUACUCAUGGAAAUGAUCCUUGCACCAGUAAACGAUAUCCGGAAGAAUUGAAUCCUUUUAAAAGCGACGAAGAAAAUGAGGAUGAAUAUCACAGUGUUUCGAAUGCCGCUCAAAAUAUUAGCAAGAUCUCGACGAAUCCAUUUGACGAUGAUAUUGCUAAUGAACAAGUGGAUGAAGAUAAAAUCGAAAAAGAGGAGGUGCUUCCUUUGCCAGCAUCGAAACCAAUUGUUUUACCAGCCAAACGGCGUUUGACUGCACCACAAAUCAGUCUCAACCCGUUCUCCAGUGACGAGGAAGAUGAACAUGAUAGUGAUACGGAGAACAAACGAGGGCUCGUGGUACCUGGUACAGUACCUAUACCUAAACCACGUACCAUCACAAGUACAGCCGAGUUAGGAUUGACUCUACGUAAAUCGGAGUUAAAUCGUAAAGGCGUUUAUGCAUCAAACAGUUCCAUAACUAGUUCGGAAUCAACCUCUACGCCAGGUGGAACGUAUAGAAAGAAAAAACCAGCACCGUUGCCACCGACGGCCAAAGAACUGUUCCCUUCCCCUGGCUAUCGCAGCGUGUCUCCUCGUACUACACCACGAACACGAAAGACGAAGCCAGCUCCUCCUCCACCUAUAGUUACGAGCACUCCUAAUGAAUCAGUCAAUGCUCCUUUGCUUCUUGAAGAAUCAGCGAUAAUUCAGGCCGAUGAUAUUGCCAAUACUCGUGUUAAUAUGUGGGAAGAUCAGAAAAAUAACAAGGACGAAGCUAAUAGAAAUAGACAGAGCUUGACUAGUAUUUCUUGCUUAGAAAGUCCUCCAUUUAAAUCUUAUCCGGAUAAGAGUGUUCAAGGAAAAUGGAAGAGGAAGAAGGGUCCGGCGCCACCGCGUCCAACGCCACAUCGAAGAAAAAUUAAAGUUAUGUCAAUGAAAGAUGUCAAAUUAGAAUUGGAUGAAAUAGAAUUACAGCAACAAGGAUUGGAAAGACAGGGUGUACGUUUGGAACAAUUAAUUAGAGAUAAAUGUGAAACUGGACCUCGAGCCGAUGAAUCUUCUCUCAGUAUGGAUGUUGAAGAAUUAAUUUUGGAAUUAUUUGCUUUGGUAAAUGAAAAGAACGAAUUGUUUAGGAGGCAGGCCGAAUUAAUGUUACUUCGUAGACAACAAAGAUUGGAAGAGGAGCAUGCUGAUGUUGAAUAUCAAAUACGUUGUCUUAUGUGCCAACCGGAAGCUACAAAAACUGAUUUUGAUAAACAAAGAGAAGAAGCUUUAAUACAAAGGUUGGUAGAAAUCGUAGAAAGGCGAAACGAAAUAGUAGAAUGUUUAGAAAUGGAUCGUAAAAGAGCAGUUGAGGAAGAUAAAAGUAUUAACAAACAUAUGGGAUUAUUUGCUGCUAGAAACAAAAGCGACGCUACCAAUAGUAACAAUGAUUAUUCUCCUAAUUCGAGUAAAACGAAAAAAAGUAAGAUAAAGGAGAAAAUUAAAGAGAAGAAGUUUAAAAAAUUAUCUAAAAAGGAUGCCGAUAAGGACGUGGAUGAGACUGAAGUGAAACUCAAACGCCAUAACAAACGGAAAUGGUUUUGAGUUUAUUUACAAAUAUUAACUGUUAAAUAUUACUAGCUAUAUUAAAAA
Molecule: messenger RNA, 4194 nt
Organism: Polistes dominula (European paper wasp)
Lineage: Eukaryota; Metazoa; Arthropoda; Insecta; Hymenoptera; Vespidae
Gene: MICAL-like
Product: MICAL-like protein
Molecular function (GO): protein binding
Source: RefSeq, a predicted model, not a curated record